CCCUCGCCUCCCGCGCAGGCCCCGCCGCCGGAAGACGCGCUGCCGGCGCCAUGUCGAAGAAAAAAGGAUUGAGCGCAGAGGAAAAGAGAGCCCGCAUGAUGGAAAUAUUUUUUGAGACGAAAGAUGUAUUCCAGUUAAAAGACAUGGAGAAGAUUGCUCCCAAGGAGAAAGGCAUUACUGCUAUGUCAGUAAAAGACGUUCUUCAAAGCUUAGUUGAUGAUGGUAUGGUUGACUGUGAGAGGAUUGGAACAUCUAAUUAUUAUUGGGCUUUUCCAAGUAAAGCUCUUCAUGCAAGAAAACGUAAGUUGGAGGUUCUGGAAUCUCAGUUAUCUGAGGGAAACCAAAAGCAUGCAAACCUUCAGAAAAGCAUCGAGAAAGCUAAAAUUGGCCGACAUGAAACGGAAGAGCGAACCAUGCUACUAAAAGAGCUUUCUUCACUUCGACAACAAAGGGAACAGCUAAAGGCAGAAGUAGAGAAAUACAAAGAAUGUGACCCACAAGUUGUGGAAGAAAUACGUCAAGCAAAUAAAAUAGCCAAAGAAGCUGCUAACAGAUGGACUGAUAACAUAUUUGCAAUAAAAUCUUGGGCCAAAAGAAAAUUUGGGUUUGAAGAAAAUAAAAUUGAUAAAAAUUUUGGAAUUCCAGAAGACUUUGACUACAUUGACUAAAAUAUUUGAUGUUGGUAAAGGAUCUACGUGCUUGUGAAUAUGUAAAUUUUUAUAUUAUGGAACCAAUUGUACUAAGUUGUCAUUUACCUGUAACUGAUUAUCAUUUUAUUAAUUUUAAAUAAAGUAAAAGGUGUAGAUGUUUUUCACUCUUUGCGAUUGCUUGAAAGCAGGAUAGCCAUAUUCGUACAGUGCUCAUCAAAGUAGGAUAGUGCAAGUAAAGCCAUCCACCU
Messenger RNA from Rhinolophus ferrumequinum (greater horseshoe bat), 898 nucleotides. RefSeq names its product meiotic nuclear divisions 1 (gene MND1). Bases 51 to 668 code for a protein of 205 amino acids. Gene Ontology annotation, molecular function: double-stranded DNA binding. The record is from RefSeq and is a predicted model, not a curated record. NCBI's taxonomy places the organism in Eukaryota, Metazoa, Chordata, Mammalia, Chiroptera, Rhinolophidae. Gene Ontology annotation, cellular component: nucleus. The transcript has 8 exons. Gene Ontology annotation, biological process: reciprocal meiotic recombination.